Symphalangus syndactylus (siamang) is the source of this 3882-nucleotide messenger RNA. It is a transcript of the gene KCNH6, whose product is annotated as potassium voltage-gated channel subfamily H member 6. Gene Ontology annotation, cellular component: plasma membrane. Gene Ontology annotation, molecular function: inward rectifier potassium channel activity. The record is from RefSeq and is a predicted model, not a curated record. Gene Ontology annotation, biological process: potassium ion transmembrane transport; membrane repolarization during cardiac muscle cell action potential; regulation of heart rate by cardiac conduction. Lineage: Eukaryota; Metazoa; Chordata; Mammalia; Primates; Hylobatidae.
GAGACGCCGGGAGCCGGGGGCGCCUGUGGCUCCGGGCAGGGGCUGCGGCCGAAAGAUGCCGGUCCGCAGGGGCCACGUCGCUCCCCAAAACACUUACCUGGACACCAUCAUCCGCAAGUUCGAGGGCCAAAGUCGGAAGUUCCUGAUCGCCAAUGCUCAGAUGGAGAACUGCGCCAUCAUUUACUGCAACGACGGCUUCUGCGAACUCUUCGGCUACUCCCGAGUGGAGGUGAUGCAGCAACCCUGCACCUGCGACUUCCUCACAGGCCCCAACACACCGAGCAGCGCCGUGUCCCGCCUAGCGCAGGCCCUGCUGGGGGCUGAGGAGUGCAAGGUGGACAUCCUCUACUACCGCAAGGAUGCCUCCAGCUUCCGCUGCCUGGUAGAUGUGGUGCCCGUGAAGAAUGAGGACGGGGCUGUCAUCAUGUUCAUCCUCAACUUCGAGGACCUGGCCCAGCUCCUGGCCAAGCGCAGCAGCCGCAGCUUGUCCCAGCGCCUGUUGUCCCAGAGCUUCCUGGGCUCCGAGAGCUCUCACGGCAGGCCAGGCGGACCAGGGCCAGGCACAGGCAGGGGCAAGUACAGGACCAUCAGCCAGAUCCCGCAGUUCACACUCAACUUCGUGGAGUUCAACUUGGAGAAGCACCGCUCCAGCUCCACCACGGAGAUUGAGAUCAUCGCGCCCCAUAAGGUGGUGGAGCGGACACAGAACGUCACUGAGAAGGUCACCCAGGUCCUGUCCCUGGGCGCAGAUGUGCUGCCCGAGUACAAGCUGCAGGCGCCGCGCAUCCACCGCUGGACCAUCCUGCACUACAGCCCCUUCAAGGCCGUGUGGGACUGGCUCAUUCUGCUGCUGGUCAUCUACACAGCCGUCUUUACGCCCUACUCAGCCGCCUUCCUGCUCAGCGACCAGGACGAAUCACGGCGUGGGGCCUGCGGCUAUACCUGCAGUCCCCUCACCGUGGUGGAUCUCAUCGUGGACAUCAUGUUCAUUGUGGACAUCAUCAUCAACUUCCGCACCACCUAUGUCAACACCAAUGAUGAGGUGGUCAGCCACCCCCGCCGCAUCGCCGUCCACUACUUCAAGGGCUGGUUCCUCAUUGACAUGGUGGCCGCCAUCCCUUUUGAUCUCCUGAUCUUCCGCACCGGCUCCGAUGAGACCACAACCCUGAUUGGGCUAUUGAAGACAGCGCGGCUGCUGCGGCUGGUGCGCGUAGCACGGAAGCUGGACCGCUACUCUGAGUACGGGGCGGCUGUGCUCUUCUUGCUCAUGUGCACCUUCGCGCUCAUAGCGCACUGGCUGGCCUGCAUCUGGUACGCCAUCGGUAAUGUGGAGCGGCCCUACCUGGAACACAAGAUCGGCUGGCUGGACAGCCUGGGCGUGCAGCUUGGCAAGUGCUACAACGGCAGCGACCCAGCCUCCGGCCCCUCAGUGCAGGACAAGUAUGUCACAGCCCUCUACUUCACCUUCAGCAGCCUCACCAGCGUGGGCUUCGGCAAUGUCUCGCCCAACACCAACUCCGAGAAGGUCUUCUCCAUCUGCAUCAUGCUCAUCGGCUCCCUGAUGUACGCCAGCAUCUUCGGGAAUGUGUCUGCGAUCAUCCAGCGCCUGUACUCGGGCACCGCACGCUACCACACGCAAAUGCUGCGUGUCAAGGAGUUCAUCCGCUUCCACCAGAUCCCCAACCCGCUGCGCCAGCGCCUGGAGGAGUACUUCCAGCACGCCUGGUCCUACACCAAUGGCAUUGACAUGAACGCGGUGCUGAAGGGCUUCCCCGAGUGCCUGCAGGCUGACAUCUGCCUGCACUUGCACCGCGCGCUGCUGCAGCACUGCCCAGCUUUCAGCGGCGCCAGCAAGGGCUGCCUGCGCGCGCUAGCCGUCAAGUUCAAGACCACGCACGCGCCGCCUGGGGACACGCUGGUGCACCUCGGCGACGUGCUCUCCACGCUCUACUUCAUCUCCCGAGGCUCCAUCGAGAUCCUACGCGACGACGUGGUCGUGGCCAUCCUAGGGAAGAAUGACAUCUUUGGGGAACCCGUCAGCCUCCAUGCCCAGCCAGGCAAGUCCAGUGCAGAUGUGCGGGCUCUGACCUACUGCGACCUGCACAAGAUCCAGCGGGCAGACCUGCUGGAGGUGCUGGACAUGUAUCCGGCCUUUGCGGACAGCUUCUGGAGUAAGCUGGAGGUCACCUUCAACCUUCGGGAUGCAGCCGGGGGUCUCCACUCAUCCCCCCGACAGGCUCCUGGCAGCCAAGACCACCAAGGUUUCUUUCUCAGUGACAACCAGUCAGAUGCAGCCCCUCCCCUGAGCAUCUCAGAUGCAUCUGGCCUUUGGCCUGAGCUACUGCAGCAAAUGCCCCCAAGGCGCAGCCCCCAAAGCCCUCAGGGAGACCCAGAUUGCUGGCCUCUGAAGCUGGGCUCCAGGCUAGAGCAGCUCCAGGCCCAGAUGAACAGGCUGGAGUCCCGCGUGUCCUCAGACCUCAGCCGCAUCUUGCAGCUCCUCCAGCAGCCCAUGUCCCAGGGCCACGCCAGCUACAUUCUGGAAGCCCCUGCCUCCAAUGACCUGGCCUUGUUUCCUAUAGCCUCGGAGACGACGAGUCCAGGGCCCAGGCUGCCCCAGGGCUUUCUGCCUCCUGCACAGACCCCAAGCUAUGGAGACUUGGACGACUGUAGUCCAAAGCACAGGAACUCCUCCCCCAGGAUGCCUCACCUGGCUGUGGCAACGGACAAAACUCUGGCACCAUCCUCAGAACAGGAACAGCUUGAGGGACUCUGGUCACCCCUGGCCUCACCUCUACAUCCCCCGGAAGUACAAGGACUCAUCUGUGGUCCCCGCUUCUCCUCCCUCCCUGAACACCUUGGCUCUGUUCCCAAGCAGCUGGACUUCCAGAGACACGGCUCAGAUCCUGGAUUUGCAGGGAGUUGGGGCCACUGAACUCCAAGAUAAAGACACCACGAGGGGACUGAAGGUGGGCAAGGUGAGAGUUAAGGAUCUUGGGGAGGUGGCCGGGCGCGGUGGUUCGCCUGUAAUCCCAGCACUUUGGGAGGCCAAGGCGGGCGGAUCAGACCAUCCUGGCUAACACGGUGAAACCCCAUCUCUACUAAAAAUAAAAAAAAAAAUUAGCUGGGCCUGGUGUCGGGCGCCUGUAAUCCCAGCUACUGGGGAGGCUGAGGCAGGAGAAUGGUGUGAACCCAGGAGGUAGAGGUUGCAGGGAGCCAAGACCGCGCCGCUGCACUCCAGCCUGGGUGACAGAGCGAGACUCCAUCUCAAAAAAAAAAGAAAAAAAGAUCUUGGGGAGGCAGACAUCCUCCCAGAUGGGCCUCUCCUAAAGUAGCUACAAACUGCUGAUCCAGGUGACCCAGGAUAGCAUGGGUGAAGAAGCUCACGACUUUUCCCAGCCUCCUGCAGGGCUCCAUUUAAACAGCAAGCCUGGUGGAGAGUGGGAGAGUCUCAGGUGUAGAGGCAGCUUACAGGAUGGAGGGAGCAGUGAAGAAAGAAGUUUCUGAUCUACAUGAGUACCUUGCUCUGAGCCUCCCAGCUCAGAAUCCUCCAGCACCUCAUGGCCCAGUACCAAGGCCCGGGGUUGGUCAGAACUCUUACCAUGAGCCUCCGACCUGGCUGGAGAUGGAGGUGUGUUCUGUGGCAGACAUGUCAGGACAGACCUCCAGCCCUCUGCUCCUGAUGGUUCUGUGACAUUGAGUCUCUUGAGGGCAGUGGAAUGUCACGCAGCUAAUAAAGUACACAUUUCAUGUUGGACUGGGUGUGUAACUUAUCUGAAGAUCAUUACGCCUUUGACCGUGCUGUGGCUUUCUCCAAACCUUCUUGUAAGGAGCUGGAGACUUACCCUCCACCAUAUCCAGUGUGUUGGGGUCCUGAAGGUGGUU